Messenger RNA from Melitaea cinxia (Glanville fritillary), 1728 nucleotides. RefSeq names its product peptidoglycan-recognition protein LC-like. The transcript has 5 exons. The coding region runs from base 100 to 1326 and encodes 408 amino acids. NCBI's taxonomy places the organism in Eukaryota, Metazoa, Arthropoda, Insecta, Lepidoptera, Nymphalidae. The record is from RefSeq and is a predicted model, not a curated record. Gene Ontology annotation, molecular function: zinc ion binding; N-acetylmuramoyl-L-alanine amidase activity. Gene Ontology annotation, biological process: peptidoglycan catabolic process.
CUAUCACUUAUUUCCUGUUGGAAUUAGUGUUGUUUUGGUGUAGUAUAUUUACGGUAUAUAUAUAUUUAAGGCAUUAAAAUAGGAAAACAUGAAUAUAAUAUGGCUUUAAAACUAGAUAAAACAAAUUCAAGUAAUAGUAUUGGUACGAAAGUUUCUGGUGAUUUAGGUGAUAUACAAGUUGCCUAUGAUAGUGACAAUGAAAAUAAUAAAAAAAUUGAAAAAAAUGUAUCACGAACUUUAACUACAAAACCUGCUAUUCCACCAAAUUUGAUUCAAAAUACAGUUCCAGUAUUUGGAAGUGUGUCAGUAUCAAGUUCUGAAAAUGUGCAAUUUGGUAACAAUACAUAUUUCAAUGGCCCUGUGACCAUAAAACAAAUAAUUCAAAAUAAAUCUGGUGUAGACAAUGCUGCUUAUGUGCACACUGAAGCAGAAAUUCAUGAUGCUCAAAACUCUCAUAAAGGAAAGGCAGCUGAUAAUUGUAAGUUUCUCAUUAAUUAUUUUUCUUUCAACUCAUUACUUUUUAAACAAGUUUUAGUCUGGUUUUGGACCUGGUUUGGUAUGUUACUUUAUUCUAUUAAACAUUUUGAUGUUGCAGCAUCAAAGAAAGAACAAAUAUUGUUAUGGCACAAAAUAACGUUUUGUGCAGUAUGCAUCACAGUUGUAGGUAGUAUAAUUGCUAUUGUACUUGUUUUACAAAAUAAAACUGAGCAACAGAAGAGUACUAACCUACCAACUGACUUUCUGUCACCUGUAACCUCUAGUGAUCCUCUAUUAAUAGCCCCGGAUCAUUUGAGGAUAGUUUCUAGAACUGAAUGGAUAGCACAGCAGGUAGACAAACCACUGACUGUGUUAAAACUACCCGCGCCAUGGGUAAUUAUUACACAUACUGCCACCGAAAGUUGUAAUACACAGAGCCAGUGUGUCCUGCGGGUUCGUCUCAUACAAACGUUUCACAUUGAAUCGCGCGGUUGGUACGACAUUGGCUAUAAUUUCCUCGUGGGGGGAGACGGUUCCGUCUACUACGGGAGGGGGUGGGACUACGAAGGUGCUCACACGAAGGGCUACAAUAAGUACAGCAUCGCCAUCGCAUUCAUAGGAACCUUCAACAGUAAGCCACCGCCGAAACGUCAGGUGGAAGCUUGCCAGAAGUUAAUAAAGCUAGGCGUAGAGUUAAACAAAAUAGCUAAAGACUAUAAAUUAUUCGCUCAUAGGCAACUAAUGUCGACUCUUAGUCCGGGUGACGAAGUUUACAAUAUAGUAAAAACUUGGCCACAUUUUGUUCGUAAUGGCAGCGAUAUUGAGUCUUUGAUACCCAGGGGCAGGUAAUCAGGCCUCGUGGUCUAUCACAAUUGUGUUACAAUGGUGGGCCAUAAGUGGUAAACUUUUUCAUAAUGCCUGUUUUUGACUAUAGUAUGAACACGACAUUCUAAUACAAUUUUUCAAGGGCCGUGGCUGAAUAACACCUGACUAGACUAAACUACCAUUUUAAUUGUCAUAAUCGUUGUGACAAUAUAAUCAUUUUUUGAUGAUGUAUAAAUUAAAUUAGAAGUCAAAUUAUAUGGGAUCACGAUUAAAGUUCUUAUGUUUGUUAUCGUUUGCUGUUAUUUGAUACCACGACGAUAUAUACUUUGUAUUCUCUGAAGUACUAAUUUAGCGUAUUCUCUGAAUUACUAAUUUAGUGAUAAGAGUUCACGAUAAGAAUGUUAUUGGAUAUAUUCUUUGAAUUAA